GCAAACCUUUCCUUCUGGGUAGCGUUCCAACUUGAGUAUUUCCCCCCUUCCCCCGCAACAUACACUUCCCACCUAAAGACAAAAAAAAAAAAAAAAAAAAAAAAAAAAAAAAAGAGGUAGGGUGGGGAAAGAGAAAAAAUAACACCACCACUUCGAGACACAUCCUAGAAUCGAGGACCGCGGCUCAGAGCGUAGGGAGAGUGAGAAGAAGGGAGAAGCAGUCCAGCAGCUGGAUAAUCUCGGUGCAGCGUCCCUCGGCUCCUCUGAACAUGGCCUCUGACUUUCUCUGAAAGGAUCUCCAGUGAAGCCUAGUACUUCAUCCUUUCCUCUCUUAACAACCUUAUUCUUUGUCUAGCUCAUUUUAGUUUAGCCGUAUAUUUUUCCCCACCUCACAAGUGGUAGCGUCCACUCACUACACCAGGUGAGUUCAUAAAUUCUCUCCAGGAACGAAAGGUAAGGAUGGCUUCUUCGCCCCUUUUCUCCGCUUGGGAAUUGGUAUCGCCUAUGACGAAGUCAGUAUGGUCAUUUGACGUCCCCAGGCGGCUCCCUCUUCCACACCCUGAGAACCGCCCCUGUCGCUCCCCGAGACUACUGAGGGACUGGCGUGUGACCGGCAUGUCUCGCGUCUCUCUAUCCUUGCAUUUUUCUUAGCCUCACUUUACAUUCUUGUACUUUUUACUCGGAGGGAAGUGGCUGAACUCCCCUGCCCAAAGGACACCAGGGAUCCGUCCUGUGUUCUCUUACCCACAACUCACUCUCUCCUCCUCCCCGAGGAGGCGAGAUUUGGUCUGAUCCGCCAAGUGACGUCACGUCAGAGCCCCUCCCCCAAGGGUCCUGGGCCCUUACGCGGCGGGGGCAGGCCUGUGGGGGGGGGGGGGUGAGGCUGUCGGUAGUAGCGAAGCGACGGUGACGGCGACGGCUGGAGCCCGGAGAGGGCUGGAGACCUACGGGAGCCAGAUAGGCCAUGCCGAGGAAGAAGCCUUUCAGUGUGAAGCAGAAGAAGAAACAGCUGCAGGACAAGCGCGAGAGGAAACGAGGGCUGCAGGAUGGAGUACGCUCCAGCUCCAACAGCCGCAGCGGGAGCCGGGAGCGGAAGGAGGAUCAGACUGACACCUCUGAUGGGGAAUCUAUAACCCAGCAGAUUCGUCGCCUCAACCAGCAGCCAACUCAGGGCCUUGGCCAUAGCUAUGACCCUAAUAGAUACCGAUUACACUUUGAAAGAGAAAGCAGGGAAGAGGUGGAGCGGAGAAAGAGGGCUGCUCGAGAACAAUUUUUGAAACCAGUCAAUGAAAAAUCUCUGGAGCUUGACAUUGGAGACAUCUACCAUCCAGGCUCUAACUUAGACUUUCCCCGUCGCCCGAGUUGGAACUAUGAGAUGUCCAGGGAACAAUUGAUGAGCCAGGAAGAACGGAGCUUCCAGGAGUAUCUGGGGAAGAUCCAUGGGUCCUACACAUCUGAGCAGCUCAGCUACUUUGAACACAACCUAGAGACUUGGCGGCAGUUGUGGCGUGUGCUAGAGAUGUCUGAUAUUGUCCUCCUUGUCACAGAUAUACGUCAUCCAGUCAUCAACUUUCCCCCAGCCUUAUAUGAGUAUGUGACAGGGGAGCUAGGGCUGUCACUGAUACUAGUGCUGAACAAAGUAGACCUGGCUCCCCCAGCUCUCGUCAUAGCCUGGAAGUAUCACUUUCGCCUACACUACCCCCGGCUCCACCUUGUUCUUUUCACAUCUUUCCCUCGGGACCCCCAAACCCCACAGGACUCAAAGACUGUCUUGAAGAAGCGCCGGAAGCAAGGAAGGGUUUGGACUCGUGCCCUGGGACCAGAACAAUUGCUAAGGAUUUGUGAGACCAUUACUGCAGGAAAAGUGGACUUAAGUAGCUGGAAAGAAAAGAUGGACCGGGAUGCAGCUGGAGCAAGUCGGGACACUGGCUUAGGGGAGGAAGAAGACGAUGAAGAAGCACCAGCAGUAUUGGUGGAACAGCAAACAGAUGUUGCUCUGGAACCAACUGGCCCGAUCCGGGAGCGAUAUAAGGAUGGAGUUGUGACUAUUGGCUGUGUGGGUUUUCCUAAUGUGGGAAAGUCAUCCCUCAUCAAUGGGCUGGUCGGGCGGAAGGUGGUGAGCGUUUCCAGAACCCCUGGCCACACCCGUUACUUUCAGACAUAUUUCCUCACACCCACUGUUCGACUUUGUGACUGUCCUGGCCUUAUCUUUCCUUCCCUGCUGCCCCGACAACUACAGGUUCUGGCUGGAAUCUACCCUAUUGCUCAGAUACAGGAGCCCUACACAUCUGUGGGAUACCUAGCUUCCCGAAUACCUAUCCAGGCACUUCUUCGAUUGAGACACCCUGAAGCUCAGGACUCAGGGCAUGAGCCCCCUUGGUGUGCUUGGGAUAUCUGUGAAGCCUGGGCUGAGAAACGAGGUUACAAGACAGCCAAAGCAGCUAGGAACGAUGUGUACAGAGCAGCCAACAGCCUCCUUCGGCUGGCUGCUGAUGGACGGCUCAGCCUUUGUCUUCGUCCACCUGGCUACAGUGACCAGCGAGCCUCCUGGGAGUCCCAUCCAGAAACCUUGGAGCUGAUGAUGAUGCAGGGGAGGGUGGGACUGUCGGGUGAGGAUGAGGAUGAGGAAGAAGAGCUGAGCAGUUCUGGGGAAGAGGAGGUAGAGGAGGACCGAGAUGCUGAUGAGGAGGGUGAGGGGGAUGAAGACACCCCCACUCCUGCCCGACCUUCAAAUCUGGCAGGCUCAAACCCCUAUGCCCUGCUGGGUGAAGAUGAAUGCUGAAUCUCCAUUCCUUAUUCCUCUCUCCCAUUCAUCAUCCUUGCUCUUAGACUGAUCGGGGGUACCCUUUUUCCAUCUCCUUAAUUGAAUAAAGAUAACCUGGUUUAUUAGCCCCCUUCA
Antechinus flavipes (yellow-footed antechinus) is the source of this 2899-nucleotide messenger RNA. RefSeq names its product G protein nucleolar 1 (putative) (gene GNL1). Bases 965 to 2782 code for a protein of 605 amino acids. The transcript has 13 exons. NCBI's taxonomy places the organism in Eukaryota, Metazoa, Chordata, Mammalia, Dasyuromorphia, Dasyuridae. Gene Ontology annotation, molecular function: GTPase activity; GTP binding. The record is from RefSeq and is a predicted model, not a curated record.